AUGACUGGUAUUACCAUAUCCAGAUUUGCAGGUCUCCACAAUUUAGAACAGAUUUAUGAGGUAUGUAAUUUGCCGCAGUUUGGAGGGCCUGGUGUUGAAGCUAUCCAAAGAUGGUUCUACAAUGAUAGAAUGAUGCAAUGUGAAAGUUUUAUGUAUGGUGGAUUAAAUGGUAACAUGAAUAACUUCAGAACAAAAACAGAAUGCGAGGGACUAUGUAACGGCGUCAAGAGCUUCCCUUGUGGACGAUUACCAGAAUGUGGUACUCCUCAGCGUAAUAGAUACAUGCACUGUUACGAACACACACGUAGCAUAAAAAAUGGUGUGUUUUGUAGUACAGGAUGUGGCACUGAAAGGAGGUGUAAAAAGGGAUUCUGUCCGAAAGAUCCACAAGUUACAUGUGCAUCUAAGUGCAUUAGUGACAGAGAUUGUAAUGGAAAGAGACUGUGUUGCUCUAAAUGUUGCCGAGAUCCAGAAGAUCGAAAACCUGGAAAAUGUUCAAAUGAUUCUAGUCAACUAACCGUACAUCGUACAUGUUAUUUGAGGAAAUCUGAAUGUGAACGUGACAGCCAGUGUGUAGGUAACAGGAAGUGCUGCCGGUUCUCAUGUGGGAAUAUCUGCGUAGACCCUGAUUAUGCUGAAUUUCGAGAUAACCAAUUACAUAUUUUAAUGUUACCUCGUAACCAUAUGAUGUAUACUGAAUCAUUAGUAAUCUUCCUGUUCUUAGUUCUGGUAAGUUUGAUAGUUGCAAAGCUGUAUUUGCAUCAUUUCAAUCAUAAGACAGCGGAAGCACAACAAUCAGAUAAUAUAUGCGACCUACCAAAAGUAGCAGGACCAUGUAAUGCCCGGAUUAAAAGGUUCUAUUAUGACGUAAAUUCUGGAAGUUGUGGAAAGUUUUACUAUGGUGGAUGUGACGGCAACGAAAACAACUUCAAAACAAUUGAAGAAUGUAAAACCGUCUGCAAUAAACGCGUAUGUACUUUGCCGCAAGUUGGUGGGCCGGGUGGAGUAGCUAUUCAAAGAUGGUUAUACAAUUCUGACACCAUGAAGUGUGAAUCAUUUACAUAUGGUGGAUCGAAUGGUAACAAGAAUAAUUUCAAAACAAAAACAGAAUGCGAGGGACUAUGCAACGGCGUCAAGAAAGAUCCAUGUGGACAGCGGCCAUCAUGUCCUCCUCCUCCUAUGGAUUCCUGUUUCGGUUUCACCUAUAACAUCAUAAACGGUGUGAAAUGUAUAACAGGUUGUAAUUACGCUUGUUCAGAGUAUGUGAUUCUCCGUUAUAUAAUUUGUACAUUCAGGAUGCAUAUACAUGAUAUAGGAAGACCGUUAGUGUUUCUAAUUUACAUAACGUUGCAAAUAAGUGAUGCACAACUAGUAGACAAUGUAUGCGACCUAAAGAAAGAUGUCGGGCAAUGUAAUGCCCGGAUGAGCAGAUAUCAUUAUGACGUAGAUUCUGGGGAGUGUAAACAGUUUUUCUAUGGCGGUUGUGAUGGCAACGAAAAUAACUUCAAAACCAAACAAGAAUGUUUCACCGACUGCGAAAAACGAGUAUGUACUUUGGUAGUAAAUUAUGGGUUUGGUGGAGCUAAAAUCAAAAGAUGGUUCUACAAUUCUGAGACAAUGAAGUGUGAAACUUUUAAGUAUGGUGGAUCAUAUGGUAACAAGAAUAGCUUCAGAACAAGACGAAGCUGCAAAAAGCUGUGUAAGGGCGUCAAAAGAGAUCCUUGUGGACAUAUACCACCGUGUCUUCCUCCCCGACCGAAUGAGUGUGGCGAAUUUACAUUUGAUGUGAUAAAUGGAGUGGAGUGUAUUAUUGGUUGUCGUAAUUCACGAUGUAAACAGGGAUCCUGUCCAACUAAUCCUUCUCCAGGAUGUACAAGUAAUUGUGCCUUGGACAUUGAAUGUGCUGGAAACAAGUUAUGUUGCUCCGGUUGCUGUCGAGUUCCAACUCUAGAUAACAAACCCGGAACCUGCCCAACUGAUCCUGGACAACAACAGUGCUAUGGAAAAACAUCAGAAUGUGAAAAGGAUAGUCAAUGUGACGGCAAGCGGAAGUGCUGCAAGUUCUCGUGUAUGAAUUUCUGUGUAGAUCCAGAAGAAUGAAAUAGAAAAAAAAAUCUGUAACACUGUUUUAGGUGUUAUAUUUUCUUAAUUAUCAUUAGUUGAAUGAAAAAACGGAACAGAUACAGAUGUCAAGUGACAUAUCAACAAUACAUAAUGCCAAAUAAAUGUACGUUUAGUUAU
Molecule: messenger RNA, 2241 nt
Organism: Mytilus trossulus (common blue mussel)
Lineage: Eukaryota; Metazoa; Mollusca; Bivalvia; Mytilida; Mytilidae
Product: papilin-like
Exons: 15
Coding region: 1-2100 (699 amino acids)
Biological process (GO): negative regulation of peptidase activity
Cellular component (GO): extracellular region
Molecular function (GO): serine-type endopeptidase inhibitor activity
Source: RefSeq, a predicted model, not a curated record